AGAUAUAAACACUGGAAUCCGAAGAUGUUCAACAUGAUGUCUUUUAUCGAAAGAUGGUUUUCACAGGUGCGAUGGUCAUAGACAAUCCCAGAGUUUAAUUGAAAGAGAAAUGUAUGGCUUUGUCAGGCGAGACAUCCAUAGUUCUGUAUACAAGGCUGUGUCUAAAUACCUGGUGGAUAAUGAUGAAGACUGGAGAAAACUGCCCUCCAAUGUAGCUAGCUUCCAUCUUAUGUUUGGGGAGAGAAACAAGCUACAGUUUGGAAGGCUUGGUCAUGAACCAGGACUUACUCAGUUGGUGAAUUAUUAUAGGGGAUCAGAUGUCAUUUGUAGAAAAACUGCAUUAGUAAGAGUUUUCAAGCAGUUUUACACCACAUCAGCAAAACCCAUACCAAAAUGGCUUCCAGAGUCUUUUAUAAUUUGUCCUAAAGAUAUAACAAAAAACAUGGAAUCUGUUCCACCCACUUCUCAUCCUGUACGCAGGCGGGUGUCCAAACCAGAUGAGAGAAAAGAAUUAAAGGAACGAUCAUUAGCUCUCAACAGAGAAAAUAAGAAACCAGUUGUCUGGAUUGCCAAAUCUUCUUCAGGCUCAAAAGGAGAGGGGAUAAAAAUAUCCCCAGAUGUAUCUGAGCUGAUUAAAUUUGUUGAUCAACAAACUCAAGCUUUUGUUAUCCAGAGAUAUAUACACAAUCCAUUACUUCUGGAAGAGGAUCGCAAAUUUGAUAUCAGAUGCUGGGUGUUGCUGGAUGCCAACUACAAUGUGUAUGUGUUUGAGGAGGGAGUUUUACGCACAGCGUCAGAAAGUUACCAACGGGAGAAUCUUGAUGAUGUCACCAGCCAUCUAACCAAUCACUGUCUGCAAAAAGAUUUAUCGGCAAACUUUGGAAUGUAUGAGGAGGGCAAUGAAAUGUUCUUUCCUGCCUUUAACAGAUACCUGCAAUCAAAGUUUGGAGUGACAUUAGAUACAGCAAUUUUGCCUCAGAUUAAGGACAUUGUAAAGACUGUGUUCAAAAUAGUGAAAGAGAGAAUUUCAACAAACUUCCUUGGGUACCAAAGUUUUCAGCUGUUUGGUUUUGAUUUUGUUGUGGAUGAUGAAAUGAUGGUGCACUUAAUAGAAAUCAAUGGAGCCCCAGCCUGUGCAAAAAAGCUUCUUCCAGAUCUUGUAAGAAGUCUGGUAAUAACUGCUAUUGAUCCUGCCUUCCCCACCCACAAAGUCCACACCCGGGGUUAUAAUGGAUUCCACAAAAUAUAGAGGCAAAAUUUAGUUACUUUAAUUUAGAUAUACAGUGAAACUUUGUCAUCUUGAAGUCAAUGGGACUGGAAACUUUGAGAUGUCCAAGGAUAAGGGUUCAAGAUAUUGAGGGUAAAAUUAAAAAAAAAAGUUGUUUGGACUUUAAAUUUACUUCAACAUAUCCAUGAUCUUGAGGUAUUCAUGUUUGAGAUAUCAAGGUUCAACUGUACUUACUCUUUUUUGUACACUUGAUCAUAUGAAAGAUAUAUAGGUACAGUAAAUGUUGUUCAAUGCAUAUGUUCUGCAUUUCUGACACCCCCUGCAUUACUGAUAAAUAUUUAGUUUCCAUAUGUUUCUGUAGAUUUCUUAAGGACAUACACAACAUAGUUUGAACUUUAUUGUCUUUUUCCCUGGAGUUGAAGAGUUCCAAUACUUAAAGGAACUGUGUGCUACAUUUUAAUGCCUAAAUAUGCUG
Saccostrea echinata is the source of this 1703-nucleotide messenger RNA. Its product is annotated as tubulin--tyrosine ligase-like. NCBI's taxonomy places the organism in Eukaryota, Metazoa, Mollusca, Bivalvia, Ostreida, Ostreidae. The record is from RefSeq and is a predicted model, not a curated record. The coding region runs from base 110 to 1249 and encodes 379 amino acids. Gene Ontology annotation, biological process: protein modification process. The transcript is spliced from 10 exons.